AUGACCAGUCCACCAAACGAACAAAGCUCUUUACUCUCUCCAACAACAACUUCAAAUCCAAAGUUACAAAUAGCUUAUAAACGACUACGAUAUUAUAUUCCUGCUUUCGAAUGGAUCCCGUCUUAUUCUAGUGAUGAUUUCCUUCAAGAUGCAGUGGCUGGUGUCACUUUGGCUUGUUUACUUAUUCCUCAAUCAAUUGGUUAUGCUUCACAAUUAGCUGGGAUCCCAUCUGUCAAUGGUCUCUUCUCGGCUGCUAUCCCUGCGAUCACAUAUCCUUUACUUUGUACUGGUCGUCAUGUAUCAGUGGGACCUGAAGCUGCAUUAUCACUCUUAGUAGGCCAACUUGUCAAACAACUCGUCCAACAUCGACAAUUACAUUCACCUUCGGAUUUCGCACCUUCAGAUGAUGAACUUCUUCAACUAGCCGUCACAAUCUCAACGAUUGUUACAUUUGAAAGUGGUCUGAUCACUUUCCUUUUUGGAUUUUUCCGUUUAGGAUUUUUGGACGCGAUCCUUUCUCGUGCUCUUCUACGCGGAUUCGUAUCUGCUAUAGCAAUUGUGAUUGCAAUCGAACAAUUGAUUCCUAUCUUAGGACUCUCAGCUCUUGAACAUGCUCAAGGGAUCUCAUCAGAAGGAGCGGUUGAAAAAUUGAUAUGGACCCUCUCUAACCUCAAAUCGAGUCAUCGAAUGAGUUGUUUAAUCAGUCUAGUCAGCUUUUGUGCAUUGAUCGCCAUACGGUCUUUCAAAACGACUGUCUAUUGUCGCUCCAGACUACCUCUAUUGAAAUAUGUACCAGAUAUUCUUAUCAUCGCCGGUUUAGCCGCUGCACUUACGGAUAUCUUCAAUUGGGAUCAACACGGUGUAGCAGUAGUAGGAAGUAUACAUGCAAGUCAAGUUAAAUUAGGUCUUCCAUGGCGUGGAAUUGAUAAACAUCUCCUUAAAGAUACUCUUGGGACUGCCAUCACGAUUUGUAUCUGUGGAUUUGUGGAUUCGAUCGUGGCGGCUAAAGGAGAAUCGUCUCGGUUUCAUUAUCCUAUCAGUCCUAAUCGAGAAUUAGUAGCACUAGGUGCAGCCAACAUCGUGACCUCAUUCGUGAGUGGUGAUAUGCCAGCAUAUGGCUCAAUCACCCGUAGCAGACUUAACGCCUCAACUGGUGCAAGAACUCCAAUGGCUUCGGUCAUCACCGGCUUGACGAUUCUCUUUGCAACUUACUUCUUACUCGAUUAUCUAUUCUUCUUGCCGAAAUGUGUAUUAGCCGUAGUGGUCACAAUGGUAGUUUUCCAUUUGAUCUCAGAACUUCCAGAAGAUCUGGCUUUCUUUUGGAAACUUAGAGGUUGGACGGAACUAGCGUUGAUGACUUUUACCUUUUUGAUCACUUUGGUAUAUGAAGUCAAGACAGGUAUCAUCAUGUCUGUGGCUGUAAGUAUGGUGUUGACUAUCAAAGAUGCUACAGCUAUUAGAGUUAGGAUAUUAGGAAAAGAUCCUAUUUCUCAAAGCUGGGAGCCUAUUGAUCCACUUCGACAUGAGGCCGAAGCCGAACUUGAAACAGAUGAUGAAAUUCCGGGAGUACUAAUUGUCAAAAUCCGAGAAUCACUCAGCUUCGCUAACGCCGGUCGCCUGAAAGAAAAACUGAGACGACUAGAGAUGUACGGAUAUCGUAGACGACAUCCUUCUGAUGAAAGAGAAAGAGAUCAAACUAGAAUGCUAGUCUUUCAUCUUGGUGAUGUAGAAAAGAUUGAUGCUUCAGCAUUACAGAUCUUCAAAGAGAUUGUCGUUGAAUACAAAAUGCGAGAUGUAGAGGUUUGGAUUUGUCAUGUGAUACCAAAUCGACUUGUACGAUUUGAAAAGGCUGGAAUUCUGGCGAUAGUCGGAAAAGAUCGGAUCUUGCCUAAUGUGAAUGAAGUUCUUAAACGAGCCCAAAAAAUCGGUUCACAAACUAACAGUCAAGCAGAAGUAGACAUAAUGCUAAGAGACGAACAUGACGAAGAUUUACCGAUUUGAAGAAUUCAUCUUCGUUAUUUCUUAUGAUUUCAUAUAGACUUUAAGAUCUAAAUGCGAUUAAUUCAAGACAUCUAUCAUCUUGCUGAUCUUUAUCUGAACACUUGAUUCAUACACAUUUUUUUUUGUUUAAGCAUUAAUUUUUCACUUCUGGUUAUUUAUUUGAGAAUAUUAAAACACUGAGAACUUGUACUUGUUGAGACUUGCAUUUUGAUUGAUUGUUUUUCUAUGCUUUUUUAUAAACACUCACGUCAUCUGAUUGGUUUCACUUUGAAAUGAAUAUGUAUGCAUAGAAUCAAUUUGACAUGGC
Molecule: messenger RNA, 2308 nt
Organism: Melampsora larici-populina 98AG31
Lineage: Eukaryota; Fungi; Basidiomycota; Pucciniomycetes; Pucciniales; Melampsoraceae
Exons: 7
Coding region: 1-2001 (666 amino acids)
Biological process (GO): transmembrane transport
Cellular component (GO): membrane
Molecular function (GO): sulfate transmembrane transporter activity
Source: RefSeq, a predicted model, not a curated record